UAUUAAAUUUAAAAAUAACUUUAACUAGAACAUUUUGUGUUGUAUACCCAUCAUCUUGAUCCCUUGAUCAUUGGACACUUUCGAAUUUUACGCAGAAUCUCCUUGGUUUUGAAUAUCCUCAAUUUCUAUGGUCUCUCAUUAGUUGAGCGCAAAAUUCCUUAACUUCCAAUUUGCUCUUCGUUCUCCACAGACUAUAUAUACUAUUCACGUAAUAUCGAAUAAAAAUUAAAUUUAUCUGUAGAUUUUCAAAAAAUCGUGGUCAAUGUCAUCCACGAUUCAAGAAAUCCCUGCUCAGUUAAACAAAAUCAAGCAACUCUAACAAGAAAAACUAAUUUGUCGGGACCUUGUCAUGUAGCACUGUGCUCGAACCAUUUAUUUCAGGACUAAUCUUCAAAACAAAAAAGUUUUAUCUGAUUUUUUUUUUAUUUCUAAUCAUGUCUAUUGUUAGGAUAAUAUGAGAUUGUGUGCUAGCAAAUUAACGAUUUAUUUAGUUUUAAGUUGAAGCGAGGCAUUCUUCCAAUCACCAACAGCAAAGAUCGUUUAAGAAUAUUUAACACAUUUCUAUUGCUUUAAAUCUCGAAAUUAUAGUUAAAAUAAAUACUAAAUGUGAUGAAUAUUCAAUUUUUAGUCCCAAAUGUAAAAAUUGUGAAUUUGAAUUAAUCUGAACCAAAUUAAAUUUAAAAAUUUUAAUCCCUAGUUCCAGACAAUAAUGUUUUCAGAGGAGCCACCAAGACAAGAGGAUACUCAUCCGCAGGACGGGGAUAGGGUUGAGGAUGAAAGGAUGGAUGAAGAUGAAGUAGGAGAUGAGGAGAAUGAUGAAUAUGAUUCUGAUCUGGCUGAACUAGACGAGGAGAAAAUAUUUUCUGAGUUUAAUGCGUUGGACAGGCAGUUGGACGAUCUUGACAAGGUUCUGGAUUCUUUAGAGGAGAAGAACGAUGCUAUCCAUUCACAGCUUAGAGAACUACUAGCGGAUAGUAGACAGGUUCGGCGUGAGAUUCAAGAGGAAGGACAGAAACAAUCUUGAAAUGUUGGAGAUUUUUUCUAGUUAUAUUAUAUUGAUACUUUGAUCCUUGUUCCUCAAUUCUGAUUUGGUUCUUUAUAACAUCUCAUUCUUAUAAAAUGUCACCCUUUCCAUAGUGUUGGGCACGUUUUUUUGUUCCG
Eurytemora carolleeae is the source of this 1161-nucleotide messenger RNA. RefSeq names its product UPF0184 protein C9orf16 homolog. Lineage: Eukaryota; Metazoa; Arthropoda; Copepoda; Calanoida; Temoridae. Bases 710 to 1024 code for a protein of 104 amino acids. The transcript is spliced from 4 exons. The record is from RefSeq and is a predicted model, not a curated record.